Messenger RNA from Caenorhabditis elegans, 867 nucleotides. RefSeq names its product Methyltransferase FkbM domain-containing protein (gene F38C2.4). The transcript has 6 exons. Bases 21 to 848 code for a protein of 275 amino acids. The record is from RefSeq and is marked reviewed. NCBI's taxonomy places the organism in Eukaryota, Metazoa, Nematoda, Chromadorea, Rhabditida, Rhabditidae.
UUUCAGCACUUCCAGCUUCAAUGCGGUACAAAUUGGGCUCACUGAGCACUGUCCUUCUAGUAACUUUAAUUUGUUUCACAUUAUUAUACUAUUUUACUUUUACUGGAAAAGAAUACCGACUCAAAUCCCAGGAGGAUGAAUAUUUAUUAGAAUCUCUCAAGUUCAAUAGGAUAAACGCAUUGAAAAUCGCUAAAAAGAACCGAGAGGCACUGAUUAAAUCUUCGAAUUCUCUGAAUUAUACGGAUUUUUUCGAAAAAGUGAAAGUUGAAGCUCAUUGUGAGCAUAAAAUGAGAAUUGGAGGUGAUGGAGAUGGUGGGAAGAGUGUUUGUAAUCCGAAAAUGGUAAAGGAUGAUUGUAAACUACUAUCCUUGGGUCUUCAUGACCAAAUUGAAUAUGACCUGCAUAUUUAUGACGUCACUGGGAGAAAAUGCAAACUUAUCGGUGCAGAUAUUGAUCCACAAAACGCUACAACAAGAGCACUCUAUGAAAAAAUGAAUGGAAAAUUGUUUGUUGGACAAAUCCCAAUACCGCUGUCAAUUCCGUCAAUUCUCCGAAAAAGUGGAGCAAGUGAAGUGGAGCUAUUGAAAAUUGAUAUAGAAGGAGGAGAAUUUAUUGGGUUGGAGCCAUUGAUCAGGGAUUUUUAUGUUUGUCAGAUACUCAUUGAAAUCCACGGAUUUCCUACAAUCCAUCUUGCCUUGCUCAAAAUCAUGUCAAAAUACGGAUUUCGUAUUUUCAACGUGGAACCCAAUCCGCAGUGCUAUUUCUGUUGUGAAUAUAGUUUGAUCAACGAGUUUUGUAUGACUCAAUAUGGAGUUUUCCCGCUCGCCAUUGUUAUUCCGCAAAUGUAAUAAAUUUUUUGAAAUUGUU